AAUGAUAAUUGGGACAGCAAAUUUGCGCAAGACAGAAAUACAAGAGCGUACUAUCGCGGCGCUAUAAUCCAUCGCUUGACGAUAAGUUACAGUCAGUUGUUAUAAUAGCGGGAAAGCCAUAGCGGACUGUGAUUGGCUGCCGAUAGCAUGCAGCUGCACGAGCGACGCGGAGUAGCGGGGGGCGAGGUGUUAUCGAUUUAAAUUUGGUUUGUUGGACAGCACGUCGAAUACACGACGUUGUGCGGUGUAGCAACUAGGUUCGAGAGUAAUCAUGUCGUCGCACGCUAGGUUAGGUAUUGCGCCAGAUAAUUGGAGAGAAGUGAGAAAAAUCGCUGAAUCUGAGGGUUGCGAGCGACGCGAAAUAGUGCCGAAUUCGACGAACGCCGGCCGGGACAUGCCGAUCAACAUUGACUUUCCCACGGCGGUAAAAGCCACGAUACCGAAACAGAGGCAAGAUCUACUAAAAUGGAAUGGAUGGGGAUACAAGGACUCACAGUUUCGUAUGAACGAAAAACAGAUGUUGGAAUUCACUGGAAAGAGGUACAAUAUCGGCGAUCAAGUAUUACCAUACUUUACUGCUUGGGUCACGGAUGUGUUCGGUCUUGAUCUAUCAAAACCCGUUGCGUCCCAACCUCUGCCGCAAGUCUAUCCGGAUCCCAUUGUUGCACCAGAGUUGAUUGACUGUCUGCGGCGGGAAAAUUUUGAGUAUUCUACCGACGGCGUCGACAGGCUUGUCAGAGCACAUGGACACACGCUACGCGAGAUAUUUCUGCUGAGAGAAGGAACUUUUCCUCGCAUACCUGACAUCGUUGUUUGGCCAAAAUCCCACGAAGAAGUGGAAAAAAUUGUGAAAAUCUGUGCAAAGUACCAGAUCGCCUGCAUCCCAUUUGGCGGUGGUACGAGCGUCAGCGGUGCUGCAAGAUGUCCGGACUUCGAAACUCGCACGAUAGUUUCUUUAGAUACUACACAAAUGAAUAGGAUAUUGUGGAUCGAUCGUGAGAAUUUGCUCAUUUGCUGUGAGGCUGGCAUCGUCGGCCAAGACCUGGAACGUGAGUUAAGAAGUCAGAGACUCACUGUUGGUCACGAACCUGAUUCGUACGAAUUUUCAAGUUUGGGUGGUUGGGUUGCGACACGGGCGAGCGGUAUGAAGAAGAAUAUUUAUGGAAACAUCGAGAACUUGGUGGUGCGCGUCAGGAUGGUUACGGGGAGAGUAAACGAUGGCGAAGAAAGCGAGAAGAUAACACUUGAAAAGGGCGCUCAAGUGCCGCGUUCUUCCUGCGGACCGGACUUCGAUCAUGUGAUAUUAGGAAGCGAAGGCACGCUCGGCGUCAUUACACAGGUCGUCUUGAAAGUCAGACCUGUGCCAGCAAUUACUAAGUACGGAAGCGUCGUGUUUCCUGACUUCGAGAGUGGACUCCGGGCGAUGCGGGAGGUGGCGCGUCAACGAUGUCAACCAGCUAGCAUUCGCCUGAUGGACAACGAACAAUUUCAAUUCGGCCAGGCACUACGACCGGCAGCAAGUUGGGUCGGUCUCAUUUCUCAAGUAUUAAAACAGGCCUACGUGACACAGAUCAAGGGUUUCCAAUGGGACACGAUUUGCGUAGCGACGCUGCUGUUUGAAGGAGAGGCAAACGAUAUUGCCCUGCAAGAGAAAAAAAUAUACCAGAUCGCGAAACAAUUUCAUGGGAUCCCAUCGGGUGAAACUAACGGCGAACGGGGUUACGUUUUGACUUUCGUCAUUGCGUACAUACGCGACAUAGGACUCGAGUACAAUGUCGUGUCGGAGUCCUUUGAGACUUCCGUUGCGUGGGACCGCGCCUCGUCCUUGUGCCGUAAUGUGAAACGUCGAGUUAGUCGAGACUGCAAGGCCAUUGGUGUUAAUCAUUUCUUAAUCUCCUGCCGUAUCACGCAAACUUACGACGCCGGCUGUUGCAUAUACUUCUACAUGGCUUUCAACUAUCGCGGAUUGGCCGAUCCCGUUGAUGCCUAUGAAAGAAUCGAAAAUAACGCCCGCGAUGAGAUAUUGGCAAACGGUGGAUCGCUCUCCCAUCAUCAUGGCGUAGGAAAACUGCGUGCUUCUUACUAUCCCAAAGCGGUUGGAAGCGCUGGAGUUGCGCUAUAUCGCGCGGCGAAAAGUCAUCUCGAUCCUCUCAACAUUUUUGCUGCUGGAAAUAUAGAUCCUGAGUACAAACAUAGUCAAACGAUCUUAUCUAAGUUGUGAACAAUGAACGGACUAUCGAUUGGUUUGAUACGGAUAUUACAGAAUUUUACCUGAGAUUCUCCGCUUCGUGAGUCCCCUUUUUCACCAUUCCACAUUCACAGCAACAUUACACGUUCUACCCCUGCAUUCGUUACUUGUAAGGUUUUACUUGAAGGGAAACAUCGUGGUGAGAAACGAAACAAGGAUAUUUCUAUUAUUGCUAUUGGUUUUCUUAUGAAUAAGCAGUUUAAAUUAAUAUUUAUCAUGAUUUUUUAAAAAGAUACAUAGGUGAAGGAGGUGUAUAAGAAGAAAUGCUCAGUACAGAAUGAUCCGAAGGACCAAAGAUCAACCAAGAUUUACAAUUUGUUUAAUGUAUAUACGUAUAAGUGUGGCUACCAUAGGACGUGAGAAUUUUUUGUCCCUCUAAUGUAUUUUACCAAAAUAAUUUUCACGUUUUCUUUAAAGUUUGACA
Molecule: messenger RNA, 2672 nt
Organism: Diprion similis
Lineage: Eukaryota; Metazoa; Arthropoda; Insecta; Hymenoptera; Diprionidae
Gene: Agps
Product: alkyldihydroxyacetonephosphate synthase
Exons: 6
Coding region: 272-2221 (649 amino acids)
Biological process (GO): lipid biosynthetic process
Molecular function (GO): FAD binding; alkylglycerone-phosphate synthase activity
Source: RefSeq, a predicted model, not a curated record